Molecule: messenger RNA, 1485 nt
Organism: Arabidopsis lyrata subsp. lyrata
Lineage: Eukaryota; Viridiplantae; Streptophyta; Magnoliopsida; Brassicales; Brassicaceae
Exons: 5
Coding region: 1-1485 (494 amino acids)
Source: RefSeq, a predicted model, not a curated record
AUGGCUCCCAACUUUCUUCGAUACGUUCUGAGCACCCUGACGAUUUCGGCAGAAGCAGGGUUUUCCCUCUCCACUAGCGAACUCUUAGCGCUAUUUCGAGUCCACGAAUCCGCAGCAGCAGGGAACCAGACGAUCCCCCGCCCAACUGUUGACUUCUUGUCCUUCUUUCGAAUCGUUUCCGAGGGUGAAACAAAUUGGAAUUCCUUCACCCUUCAACGUAUUCAUAAAGCGGGGCUCGCCAUUAAAGACGGUCAGACUCACCCCCUCGAUCCUCUUCACGAAGAGAAAGACGUCUCGAGCCUAAAUGCUCGAGAUAAAAGAAAGAUGCAAGAUGAAAUCAAGGCUCUUAAGGAUCAGCUAUCCAAAAUCGGGAGAAAGAAACGGAUAGCUGCUAUCUCCAGGGUUGGUAACUUCCACAGGAAGACCCUCUUGGUUGAUGACGGUUCAUUAGAAGUGGCCCUGUCAGCCGCGGUGGAUACUCAUGGAGCCGAGAUCCUUAACGACCCUCUUAUCGCCACCGUAAUUUGCCCUUCCGAACAAGGGCGUGAGGGAGAAGUAACUUCCUCUCCUUGUACAAAGAGGAAGGCUCCAGAUUCAGAUAAUCUAUCAAACGAGAGACUUAAAACCGUGAGAUUAAGUUCUCCGCCACGAGUCUCUAGCCCUCUACGUUCUGUUUCUCCCUCUUCAGAACCUUUAAACUCUGAGCUCCCUCUUCCGGGAGACAGAGUAAUUUCAAAGGAAAUAGAUGAGCCGAGACCGGAGGCUCCCCUAUCUCAAGGACUGAGUGUUAGGACUCAAAAUCCUUUACCCGCUUCGAUUUCAGGCGGAGAAGAGAUUGAAGACAUCUUCCGAAGUGUCCAAACCAGGGAAGGGGCGUCCCUUCCUCCUUUUUCUGUUUGGAGGCCGGAAAUCCGUCAGAUGUUCGCCAGUCGAGCUUGCUACCUAUCCCAGGCGUUUAUGGAGACUAAUGGAAUGAUCUUCCAUUAUGAGAACCUUCUUCAUCAAGCGAAGAGAGAGACUGCUAAGGCUAAGAAGGAGGCUGAGCUAGAAGAGAAUACGGCUUUGUUCGAAGAAGCGAAUCAAGAGAUCAAGCUUUUAACUAGGAACACGGCUCGCGAUAUCGCUGAAGCCGAACAUAACGCUCGAGAAGAGAUGAGGGGAUUUGGUAGGCAACUUAUUCAAUCUGUUACGAAGUUCAUCAAGGACGAAGAGGUCUGGACUAAACUUCUAACCGAUCGAGCCGAACUGAAGAGCAAUCUAGACCUGAUUAAGGAACUAGAGGCUGGAAGAGUUUCGUUCGAGAGCGAGAGGAGCGAAGUUGCUGCCGAACUCGCUGUGGUUGAAUCCGAGUUAUCCUCGGCUUCCCGUCCUACUCUUGAGCUGAAACAAUUUUCUUUGGUAUUUGGAGAUUCCCCCUAUCAAUUCGAGGUAGGUGAAGGUUCUCGGCCACACGAGGGUUCUCCUGAGGCAGAGGGACGCUCUUAA